AAGGAAUCUGGUGAAAGCUGAGUGGAAGCCAGGACAGGGCAUCGCAGAGCUGCAGUCCCCUGCGGGGAAGUUCUGGCACACCAUGGGGUUCAGCGAGCGUGGCAAGCAGUGCCUGCUGCCCGAGGAAGCUCUGUACCUGGUGGAGUGUGGCUCUGUCCAGCUCUUCUACAGGGAUUUGCCCUUGUCAGUCCAGGAAGCCUACGAGAUCCUGCUGUCCCAGGAGGCACUGAGCCUGCCACAUUACCAGGUGUUCAGCCACUUGAAGCAACUGGGUUAUGUUGUACUGAGAUUCGACCCCAGCACUGUCCUGUCUCCCUAUGAGAGGCAACUGAACCUGGAAGGUCACUGCCAGAGCUCUGGGAAACACCACCGCAAGAGGAGGAGGAGCUCCAGCCCCCGGUCGCAUGAGAAGAAACAUAAGGUGUCUGAGGACCUUCCAGAAGCUGAAGGCACCACCAAAAAAACUGGAGAUGACUGUAGAGACUCCAGCUGCCUUCCCAUGGAUGAAGAGCCCUUGUCAGAGCAGCCAAAGGAAUCAGAUGCUGGCAGUGGAAAGGGGGAGUCAAACCCCAUGCUUUCUGAUACAGGGCGAAAGGACUCCCUGAGCCCCCCAAGGAGCCAGGCUGGAGACCACCAGAAGAGCAGCACCAGCACCCGUGCACCCUGCUGGGAUUUUACCACUAUCAUCUUGCCAAACGUAGCCCCAGACCAGCCAUGCACACAUCUGCCCUCACCUGACAACAGGCUCCUGCCAGAGAAUGUGCCAGGGAGGGAGGUUGAUGCUGCUUGCUGGUGCACACGCAUCAAUCAGAAGCAGGAGAAGCUGUCACGGAAGGAAAGGGAGCAGCGAGAGAGGGAGAGCAGGUACAAGAGCAGCGUCAAUGCUGACCAGGAGGUGAGGCGCUGCUCCAACUGGCAGGAGUACAAAGCCCUUCUGGAGCAGAGGAGCCAGCAGAGCACUUGGAGACGGCCGCCGCAUCUCUGGGACCAAGCUGUCAGGCCCCUUCUGCAGCCAGAUGAAGCCACCUCAUCAGCUGCGCUCCUCCAGCAGAUCGCCGUGCUGCAGCCCUCCCACAUCCUGGACGGAGCCGACCGGCUGCAGGAGGACCCAGAGGCCAUGAAGAUAGACUUCAAUGUGUACCCAGCAGAUGCUGUAGCCAAAUUUAAGAAGACAAACCCUGGGAAGCCCUGUGUCAGGAUGUGUGUGCGGAGCUUUGGCGAGCAGAUUCCCUCCCUUCGGGCUCUGAAGCAGGUCACGUAUCGCAGCGGGGACGUGCCCGUGGUCUUUGCGCUGGUGGAUCAUGGAGACAUUGCCUUUUAUUCACUAAAGGAAUUCAAGCUGCCAGUUGAUGUUAAUCACUGA
Merops nubicus (carmine bee-eater) is the source of this 1363-nucleotide messenger RNA. It is a transcript of the gene TSEN54, whose product is annotated as TSEN54 tRNA splicing endonuclease subunit. Gene Ontology annotation, cellular component: tRNA-intron endonuclease complex. NCBI's taxonomy places the organism in Eukaryota, Metazoa, Chordata, Aves, Coraciiformes, Meropidae. The annotation marks the transcript as partial. Gene Ontology annotation, biological process: tRNA-type intron splice site recognition and cleavage. The transcript has 9 exons. The record is from RefSeq and is a predicted model, not a curated record.